UUGGGAAUGACAGAAAGACUGUUGAAGAUAAUCGCGGAGAGGAGCUGGAAUGCUACUGCUUCGCGGAUUACAGUAACAUUUAUACGUUGUUUUCCAUAAGCACCCAACUCCAGUGCUUGAAUUCAUCAGGAUCUAAAUAAAGGUACGCAAUCCUGAGACAUGUCGGAGGACCUGAGCUCCCAACCCUCCCAACCAUGGUCCAUCAACAAGGAUGACUACGAGCUGCAGGAGGUGAUCGGAAGCGGAGCUACAGCUGUGGUACAGGCUGCCUACUGUGUGCCCAGGAAGGAGAAGGUCGCCAUCAAACGCAUCAAUCUGGAAAAAUGCCAGACCAGCAUGGAUGAGCUCCUGAAAGAGAUUCAGGCAAUGAGUCAGUGUCACCAUCCCAACAUUGUGUCGUAUUACACCUCGUUCGUGGUGAAGGAUGAGCUGUGGUUGGUCAUGAAGCUGCUUAGUGGUG
Carassius auratus (goldfish) is the source of this 460-nucleotide messenger RNA. Its product is annotated as serine/threonine-protein kinase OSR1-like. Lineage: Eukaryota; Metazoa; Chordata; Actinopteri; Cypriniformes; Cyprinidae. The annotation marks the transcript as partial. The record is from RefSeq and is a predicted model, not a curated record. Gene Ontology annotation, biological process: positive regulation of T cell chemotaxis; peptidyl-threonine phosphorylation; intracellular signal transduction. Gene Ontology annotation, molecular function: protein serine/threonine kinase activity; ATP binding. The transcript has 3 exons. Gene Ontology annotation, cellular component: cytosol; cytoplasm.